Messenger RNA from Micropterus dolomieu (smallmouth bass), 1282 nucleotides. RefSeq names its product NIPA like domain containing 4 (gene nipal4). The record is from RefSeq and is a predicted model, not a curated record. Gene Ontology annotation, cellular component: membrane. The annotation marks the transcript as partial. Gene Ontology annotation, biological process: magnesium ion transport. The transcript has 8 exons. Gene Ontology annotation, molecular function: magnesium ion transmembrane transporter activity. NCBI's taxonomy places the organism in Eukaryota, Metazoa, Chordata, Actinopteri, Centrarchiformes, Centrarchidae.
ACUUACAGACAAACGGUACCUACAACCCGUGGCUGGGCCUGAUUCUGGCCCUGCUGUCCGCCUUCCUGAUUGGUGGGAGCGUCAUUCUAAAGAAGAAAGCUCUCCUCCGAUUGGCCCGCAACGGACACACGAGAGCAGGUGAUGGAGGUCAUGGCUACCUAAAGGACUGGCUGUGGUGGGGAGGCCUGUUAACCAUGGGAGCAGGGGAGGGCUGCAACUUUGCCGCCUACAUGUGUGCUCCGGCGACACUGGUGACUCCGCUGGGCGCUCUGAGCGUCCUCAUCAGUGCAGUUCUGUCCUCCCACCUGCUGGGGGAGGUAUUGAACGUAGUGGGGAAGCUCGGCUGUCUGCUGUGUGUGCUGGGAAGCAUCUUGUUGGUUCUCCAUGCCCCACAGGAACAGGAAGUGACAUCACUACAUGACAUGACCAAUAAGUUGCUGAAACCUGGUUUCCUGGUGUACAUGUCGGCGGUGUUGCUGUUGUGUGCGGUGCUCAUGGGGUAUUUCUCUCCCCGGGUCGGUCGCUCUAACAUCCUCGUCUACAUCAGCAUCUGCUCAUUGCUCGGAGCCUUCACCGUCUCCUCCGUGAAGGGCCUCGCCAUCGCCAUCAACACCUUGUUUUAUGAUAUCUCAGUACUUGCUAGUCCUCUCACCUGGAUCCUGCUGUUUACUCUCAUCGUCUCCAUAAUAACACAGGUGAACUACCUGAACAAGUCUCUGGACACCUUCAACACCCUGAUGGUCUACCCCAUCUACUAUGUCCUCUUCACCACCGUGGUUCUGUCCACCUCCAUCAUCCUCUUCCAGGAGUGGAGGAGCAUGGCGGCCGUGGACGUGGUCACGACGCUGGGAUCUUUCCUGGUCAUCGUGGUGGGCGUGACCAUGCUCCACCUCUUCAAAGACCUGCAGGUGACGAUGAGACAGCUGACCAAUCAGCUAUCUCUGCCGGUGGAGAGGGAGGGGCUUGCAGAGGAGCUUUCAGCCAAUGGACGAGCGGGAGGGAUAGGAGGAAGAGGGAAUAUAAAAGAGGAUAAAUAUGGACUGAUGGACAACAUAGUGAUAGAGAGUCUGCCUCCUAUGAGAGAGGAGGGACCGAGAGUCUUCAUCAUUAGCUGAAAGAGACAGAAGAAAGACGGAGACACAGCUUUGUGUUUCCUUUCUGGACUGGUCAGUGCUGUAGUCCUCUCUCUGACUGAUAUUCUAAAUAGUCUUUUUUUUUUUUUAAGUUCGAGCCUCUUGUUUGUUAAAGUUAACCCUGAACACACUGUGCAAGUCCUGGAGAU